CUCUCGACGCGGCCUCUCUCUCUCGACGCGGCCUCUCUCUCUCGACGCAGCCUCUCUCUCUCGACGAGGCCUCUCUCUCGACGUACCGCCGACGAUGUCUGCCCCGCCUGGUCGCGCAAACGCAGCGCGUAAUUAUACCUCAGCAAAGCGCAAGAUUUGCAGCAUCUGUGGGGAAGAUUUCAACGUGAAGGGUCUCGCGUCCCAUGAGGCGGCGUGCGCAAGAUCGCAGGAGCGUUUGAACCGUGACAGACAGCUUGCGGCUCAGAUCGCUCAAGCACAGCGAGAUGCCGAGCAGGAGCGAUUCAAGAGAUUUCGGGAGGAAAUGGGGAGUGUUGGAACUAGUUCACACAUUGGCGGCCCUGUACCGGGGCCCAGCAACAUAGAACAUGACUAUGAGCCUAUACCUCUCGGCUCCCAAGCCCCACAAGAUGUAGUACAUGAUGGAGACUUACAAGUCCAGAUGGGAGCCCAAUUGCAUGAGGUAGGGGAUAUCAAGACUCAAUAUCACCCCAAAACUGGCAAGGCUUCCAUGGUACAGUCCAAAGCAGCAUAUGAUGCAGCUGAAGAACAGUUCAGGACACCACCUCAGCCCCCCGAUAAUCCUUGGCGACCGUACCGUACUCGAUCAGACUUUGGAUUUGCAGAUAUCGCUUUGAGCGCGUGUCUGAACGAGGAGCAUGUUGAAGCACUCAUUAAGCUCAUCAAGACAGUGGCAUCUGGCCAGGAUCAAUUCACAAUAUCAAGUCAUGCAGAGCUUCGUAAGCUCAGGCAGUCUGCAUCAGCAUAUCUGACACCAUACCAGGAAAUGAAGAUUCAAGUUCCUUAUGAAGAUGAAGUUCGUGAUUAUAAAGUCUGGGCCUGUGAUCUCUGGGACUGGGCAACAGAUCAGUUGCAUGAUCCUCGAUUGACACCUCACUGGGCCUUUGAUUCCCUCCGACUCUUCAGAUGGAGUGGCACAAAAUGGGUCCGUUUUCGAGAUGAGCCAUGGACAGCUAACAUGCUCUGGGAAGUUCAGUCAGUACUUCCAGAGGGUGGAACACCAUUUGGGUUCAUUGUCUAUGCUGACAAGACCAAACUCUCAUCAUUUGGCACACAGAAGGGAUAUCCUGUCAUGGUCCGCUGUGCCCAACUUCCUAUUGAGAUCCGGAAUGGAAAUGGGAUAGGUGGUGGUGCCAUUGUAGGUUGGUUGCCAGUGAUUGAUGAAGGAACUGCUGAAGAAGGAAAGAAGAACUUUGUUGAUCACAAGAGGAUUGUCUGGCAUGAAGCAUUCUAUCUGUUCAUCAAGAAGAUUGAAGUCCUUGCCAAGACUGGCUUUCAAUGUGACCUUCCCAGUAUCAUGAGGAACUUUUACCCAUUCCUUGUAAUGCUUGUUGCUGAUUAUGAAGAACAAUGUUUCAUGGCUAUGAUCCGAGGGGGCCACCAGAGCCUCUGCAACUGCCCACGUUGUCUUGCAAAGUCAAAGGAUCUGACACUCCUUGAACAACAUGCAAUCCCUCGCACCCCAGAGAACAUGCAGGCAGUUCUUGCUGAAGCUCAGGCCCCAGGAAACACUAGGGCUGCAGCAGACAAAGUACUGAAGGAUUAUGGGCUCAGAGGAAAUCCAAAUGUUUUCUGGAAGCUCCUCAACACAAACCCCUACAGGGCAUUGAGCUUUGACAAGCUGCAUGCAUAUGACAGUGGCUUGCUUGGAGAUCAUAUAUGGCCAGAAACUGUGUCUUUAGUGACAGCCUUAGGGAGGUGGGCAAUUGCUAAGGUUGAUGAACAAGCAAGUAGCUUCCCAAUAUGGAGGGGUCUUACCCAUUUCAAGCAAGUUGUGAACAUAAACUUCAAUGAUGGCCACAAAUUCCAGGAUCUGUCCAAGAUUAUUCCAUAUGUUGUCCAUAAUGUCAUUGCCACUGAGCUAGGCAGUCAAGGCCACCUUCUACUGUGUCUUCUCCGAAAGUAUCUGGAGUUGGACAUGUAUUUUUCCUUCAGAGUCCAGACUGAAGAUACAAUUGCAGCAAUUAGAACAAAAUUGCUUGAAUUCUCUCAGUGCCUCAAGGAGGAGACUGGGCCAGAUGGGAAAGACUGGAACUUCCCAAAGGUUCAUUCUCAUCAACAUGGUCCUGAAGAUAUAGAAGACAAGGGGAUUACUGCCAACUACAACACAAAGCCAUUUGAAAAGAUGCAUGGGUCUCUCAAGAAAUCAUACCUGCGGCGUUCAAACAAACGAAAUGUAGAGAACCAGCUAUUGACAGCAGAACAUGACCUUGCUGUCAUGCAGAUCAUCCGAGCUAACAUUGAAGACUAUGAUGCAUUCCAUACUGGAGUUGAAGAGGAGGAUGAUGAAGAUGACCCAGAUGACAAUUCCACAUCAGCUCGGAGAACAUCCACUAGAGUUAUCUUUGAUGACCGGAUCUCUUUUGGAGCACCAGAGAAGCCCAAACCCCUGGCUGAGCUGCAAAACCAUGUCAUGGAUCUGCACAAAGAUGUCACUACUGUCCUGGAUGUCCUGGAGAUCAGGUCUAGGAAUGGUGACAAGAUCUCAGUUGGACCUCAUGAUGAGGUUGUGGAGUACAGAUUCCUCAAAGUCAGCUAUGAAUCUGAAGAAACCUGGAAACAAGAGACAGACUUCCUCCGAUGUACCCCCUCAUGGUUUGGGAAGGAACGUCGAGACCAUGUCAUCAUUGACACGGCAGAGGGCCCCAUCUUUGCAUGCCUUCUCAUGAUGUUCACAUGCACCACGGCAGACGGUGACACCCACCCUUUUGUCAUUGUCAAACCACUUGAUGGGCCGGUGGAGCCCCAGGAGAGGGACCGGGUUUUGGGAUUUUAUAGGGUUCAGCCAAGUGCAUAUGACGUGGAGGUACUCCCUGCACAGGCUAUCAUACGAGGGGCCUUGGUGACACCAGACCAUGGAAGUCCAGCUGGCAGGAGCUACUUCGUGGUUGACAAUGAUCCAGACAUGUUUUGUAGGCUCAACUCACUACGUAGGAACCGGUUCCGGUAG
Rhodofomes roseus is the source of this 2989-nucleotide messenger RNA. RefSeq lists its product as uncharacterized. The transcript has 15 exons. The record is from RefSeq and is a predicted model, not a curated record. NCBI's taxonomy places the organism in Eukaryota, Fungi, Basidiomycota, Agaricomycetes, Polyporales, Fomitopsidaceae. Bases 95 to 2989 code for a protein of 964 amino acids.